AUGCUGUACAUUAGCGACCCGAUGCAGCAUUAUACCACGUCCCAGUUCAAUUUGCUGAACAACAGCAUGGAUCAGAGCAUCGGCAGCAGAGCAGCCUCCACCAGCCCCUACAGCUCCGAGCACACCUCCAAUGUCCCAACGCAUUCGCCCUACUCGCAGCCCAGCUCAACCUUCGACGCCAUGUCCCCAGCUCCCGUCAUCCCCUCCAACACUGACUACCCCGGUCCCCACCACUUUGAGGUGACCUUCCAGCAAUCCAGCACCGCCAAGUCAGCCACCUGGACAUACUCCCCCCUGCUGAAGAAACUGUACUGUCAGAUUGCAAAAACAUGUCCCAUCCAGAUCAAGGUGUCCACCCCGCCGCCCCCGGGCACCAUCAUCCGGGCCAUGCCCGUCUACAAGAAGGCAGAGCACGUCACCGAAGUGGUGAAACGCUGCCCCAACCACGAGCUCGGCCGCGACUUCAAUGAUGGCCAGUCAGCCCCAGCCAGCCACCUCAUCCGGGUGGAAGGCAACAACCUCUCCCAGUACGUGGACGACCCUGUGACGGGACGGCAGAGCGUGAUGGUGCCCUACGAGCCCCCGCAGGUGGGGACCGAGUUCACCACCAUCCUCUACAACUUCAUGUGCAACAGCAGCUGCGUGGGAGGAAUGAACAGGAGGCCCAUCCUCAUCAUCAUCACCCUGGAGACGAGAGAUGGCCAAGUCCUAGGAAGGAGAUCGUUUGAGGGACGGAUCUGCGCCUGUCCCGGCAGAGACCGGAAAGCAGAUGAAGACCACUACCGAGAGCAGCAAGCCCUGAACGAGAGCGCAGCUAAAAACGGCAACGCCAACAAACGCACGUUCAAGCAGAGUCCCCAGGGCAUCCCAGCACUGGGGGCCGGCAUUAAGAAGCGGAGGCACGGGGAGGAGGAGAUGUAUUACGUGCCUGUGCGAGGCCGGGAGAACUUUGAGAUCCUGAUGAAGAUAAAGGAGAGCCUGGAGCUGGUGGAGCUGGUCCCGCAGCAGCUGGUUGACUCCUACCGGCAGCAGCAGCAGCAGCUCCUGCAGAGGCAGAGUCAGCUGCAGACGCCUUCCUCCUACGGUCCCGUCCUUUCACCCAUGAAUAAAGUUCACAGCGGAGGAAUCAACAAGCUGCCCUCUGUCAACCAGCUGGUAGGGCAGCCAGCGCAGCACAGCUCCGGCUCCGCGCCCAGCCUGGGGCCGAUGGGACCUGGAAUGCUAAACAGUCACCCCAUGCAACCCAACGGAGAAAUGAAUGGGGGCCACUCGUCCCAGUCCAUGGUCUCCGGAUCACACUGCACCCCCCCUCCACCCUACAACCCCGAUCCCAGCCUCGUCAGUUUUUUAACAGGAUUGGGGUGUCCAAACUGCAUCGACUAUUUCACCUCACAAGGGUUACAGAAUAUUUACCACCUGCAGAACCUAUCCAUAGAGGACCUCGGAGCACUGAAGAUCCCGGAGCAGUACAGGAUGAUCAUCUGGAGAGGUCUGCAGGAGCUGAAACAGAGCCAUGACUAUGGGGCCCAGCAGCUCAUCCGCUCCAGCAGCAACGCCUCCACCAUCUCCAUCGGCAGCUCGGGCGAGCUGCAGCGGCAGCGCGUGAUGGAGGCCGUGCACUUCCGCGUGCGCCACACCAUCACCAUCCCCAACCGCGGCGGAGCCGACGAGUGGGCAGACUUUGGGUUCGACCUCCCGGACUGCAAAUCUCGCAAACAGUCCAUAAAGGAAGAAUUCACAGAGGGAGAGAUCAACUGA
Messenger RNA from Gavia stellata (red-throated loon), 1758 nucleotides. RefSeq names its product tumor protein p73 (gene TP73). NCBI's taxonomy places the organism in Eukaryota, Metazoa, Chordata, Aves, Gaviiformes, Gaviidae. Gene Ontology annotation, molecular function: protein binding; DNA-binding transcription factor activity, RNA polymerase II-specific; RNA polymerase II cis-regulatory region sequence-specific DNA binding. The coding region runs from base 1 to 1758 and encodes 585 amino acids. The record is from RefSeq and is a predicted model, not a curated record. Gene Ontology annotation, cellular component: nucleus. The transcript is spliced from 12 exons. Gene Ontology annotation, biological process: regulation of transcription by RNA polymerase II; protein tetramerization; apoptotic process.